Messenger RNA from Merops nubicus (carmine bee-eater), 1437 nucleotides. It is a transcript of the gene NUF2, whose product is annotated as NUF2, NDC80 kinetochore complex component. Gene Ontology annotation, cellular component: Ndc80 complex; kinetochore. The transcript is spliced from 12 exons. The coding region runs from base 12 to 1283 and encodes 423 amino acids. Gene Ontology annotation, molecular function: protein-containing complex binding. The record is from RefSeq and is a predicted model, not a curated record. Gene Ontology annotation, biological process: mitotic spindle organization; meiotic chromosome segregation; kinetochore organization. Lineage: Eukaryota; Metazoa; Chordata; Aves; Coraciiformes; Meropidae.
AUGUUUUGCACAUGAUUUACAUGAGAAUCCUGCAGAAGGUGUAUGGAAUCCGCCUGGAGCAUUUCUACAUGAUGCCAGUCAAUGUUGACAUAAUGUAUCCACAGAUAUUUGAAGGCUUUCUACCUGUUUGUAAUUUGUAUAUCCACAUGGAGCGCCUGCUUCCCGUGUGCCGGAUUAAUGACUUUCAAAUUGCCGAUGUUUUAAACCCAAAAACAAAGAGGACAGUUCGCUUCCUGAGCGGCAUUCUCAACUUCGUGAAUUUCAGAGAAUUCCGACGUGAGGUCUACUUGGAGUUACAAAUGAACUAUAAAUCAGCUAUGGAGAAACACCAACAACUGGAGACAGCAAAUCGGGAGGCAGUGCUGAAGCUGGAGAAACUGAACACUGUCCCAGUUGAACAUCAAGCAGAAGUCAAGCAACUGACAGAGAACAUUCGAGAACUGGAGCAGCUACUGAGGCAGGACUAUCGUCGGAAACAAGCAGCUUUGCAAGAAGUGAUUUCACAAAAAAAGUCAGAAAUGGCAGAGGGUACCCGAAAACUGAAUGAGCUUAAAGUGAUGAUGGCUACUUUGAAAGAAGAACAAGAGCAGCUGAAAUCGAAAAUCGUGGAGAGUCCAGAGGAACUGAAAAAUUACAAAGAACUGAUGAAAGAGACUGUUAAGAAACUGAAGAAAUCCAAGCAAGAAGUUACUGAGAAAUAUGAAGGUUACAGAGACCUAGUUGAGGUUCUGCCAUCAUGCCAGCUGGAGGUCCAGUUAUAUCAAAAGAAGAUGGAACGACAAGGAGCAAAUGUGGAGAUGCUGGCCAGUGUAUUAUCAGAGGUCAGAAAUCUGGAGGACCAGCUUGAGAGUGCUCAGAUCGAGCUGAAAAAGGGGAAGACAGAUGAAAUGUCCUUAAAGAGACUGGUCACUGCAAAACAUGAGAAGCUGUCUACAGCUGAAAUAAGGAUUAAAAAGAAGCGUGAAGAUGUUGAGCAAUAUAAGCACACUGUGUUUGAAUAUUGUAACAGAGUUCAGGAGAAGAGGGGUGCUGUAUAUGACAAAGUAACAGCCAUUCACAAGGAAAUCCAACAGACAAGGUUCAAAAUUCAGCAGCUGAACGAGAAUGCUGAAAAACAAGAAAUGAAAGCCAAGGAAAUAUACCUAAAUCUGAAAGCUGGGUUGGAGAAGCGUCACGAGUCUCUCCUUAACAUAGCAAGGAAUUAUGCAGCCUCAAGAGAAGAUAAAAUUGCUGAACUAAAGAAGGGGCUGCUUAGAGUUCAGACUCCUGGAAGUAGUUCCUAGACCUGUCUUCACUUGUGUUAUAUUUUUAUGUUUAUCCUCAUGUCUGGACUCAAGAGCUUGUGCUUUUCAUGGGAGGGAUGAUUAUUCCAGGGGAAAGCCAGCUUUCUCACAAACCAUGUCAGAAGACACUUAGCUUUCUAGACAGAUCCUGAUG